AUGGCUACGCUCACUAGUACAACCAAGAAACAAACAGCCACGGAGAUUCAAGAUGCUGACAAGUUGACACCAUUCAACGCGCCAAAAUAUAGUGUAACUUUCCCUAGGCGACCUAAGGUCCUUCCAAUCCUGAAAGAGCUUCCGCAAUGGCAGAAACAAUAUUCAAAUAGCAAGAUCAUUAAUGGGUACGUCAGAGAAACAAAUUCUCUCAUAAAAUGCCUUCAUACAGUAACCUAUUGGAAUAAUCAAACUGUAAAUAUAAUUCUCAAUACAGUUUUUUCCACAGUCUAUUUUACCUUACUCUUAUUUUUCACAGACCUUUAUUUGAUUCCCUCUUCCCCAGCAACAACUAUGUCAGACUACAUUAUGGUUAAUUUUUACCUCUUCGGAGCCUUCCAAUAUUUUGCUCUAAACUCCAUUUUUUACCUCUUGGAAUCCCAUUCCCUCGCCAAAUGCCACUUAUGGUUCAAAUUGAGCCAUUUAGCCUUUAUUAAUUAUAUUUCAACAUCCAUUAUUACCCAAUUAUACUACACAUUUUUCGAUAACGUCUUUUAUUUUAAAUUCCUCACCAUUUCGACCUUAUUAAUUUCUUCUAUCUUUGCAAUAUUCACACUAUCAGAACAAUUUUUAAGGAAAAAUAGAAGUCAAAGAAAUAUGGUUUCCAUUACCUUCAUUGUAUCUUUACUCAUCCUACCUACAGCAUCGUUGAUGUUCAAAUUUAACACAUUUAGGAUACUAAGAAGAGUGGAGGGGAAAGCCAUACUAUUAGAGCUCUCUCUAUAUCUCUUCAGUAUGACCUUGAAGGCAGUUCAAGUUCCAGAAAGAUUUUCGGAGAAUUUUGACUUCAUUGGGAACUCAGAAAAUAUUUAUCACAUCUGUAUCAUUCUAGGUUCCCUUCUCCAUUUCAAAAUGCUUUUGAACUCUUAUUUCUUCAUGCAUUCGGGACUUGAUGCCUCCAACUUAGUAACUUUUAAUGUGUAA
Molecule: messenger RNA, 981 nt
Organism: Naumovozyma castellii
Lineage: Eukaryota; Fungi; Ascomycota; Saccharomycetes; Saccharomycetales; Saccharomycetaceae
Gene: IZH4
Product: Izh4p
Exons: 1
Coding region: 1-981 (326 amino acids)
Source: RefSeq, a predicted model, not a curated record